Messenger RNA from Brassica rapa (field mustard), 849 nucleotides. RefSeq names its product 1-Cys peroxiredoxin PER1. Gene Ontology annotation, biological process: cell redox homeostasis; cellular oxidant detoxification. Gene Ontology annotation, molecular function: peroxiredoxin activity. The record is from RefSeq and is a predicted model, not a curated record. Gene Ontology annotation, cellular component: cytosol; mitochondrion. NCBI's taxonomy places the organism in Eukaryota, Viridiplantae, Streptophyta, Magnoliopsida, Brassicales, Brassicaceae.
AUCGAUCAGCUCAGCUUUAUCCAUCAAUACAUACAUUUUCAUUUCGAUAACAAGAAAAAAAUGCCAGGGAUCACACUAGGAGACACGGUGCCAAACCUAGAGGUGGAGACGACACACAGGAACUUCAAGCUCCAUGACUACUUCGCCGAUUCUUGGACCGUCCUCUUCUCUCACCCUGGGGAUUUCACACCCGUAUGCACAACCGAGCUUGGUGCGAUGGGAAAAUACGCUCAUGAGUUCGAGCAGAGAGGUGUGAAGCUCCUUGGUUUGUCUUGUGACGACAUACAGUCGCACAAAGAUUGGAUCCCCGACAUUGAGGCAUUUACUCCUGGAAGCAAAGUGACAUACCCAAUAAUCGCUGAUCCGAACAAAGAGAUCAUCCCUCAGCUUAACAUGAUUGAUCCUAUUGAGAACGGUCCCUCUCGUGCCCUUCAUAUAGUUGGUCCUGAUUGCAAGAUAAAGUUGAGUUUCCUGUAUCCGUCCACCACGGGACGUAACAUGGACGAAGUGCUGAGGGCUUUAGACUCGUUGUUGAUGGCGGCCAAACAUAAGAACAAGAUUGCCACUCCGGUUAACUGGAAACCAGAUGAACCGGUUGUUAUCUCACCGGCUGUGUCAGACGAAGAGGCUAAUAAGUUGUUUCCUCAGGGUUUCAAGACUGCCGAACUUCCGUCCAAGAAAGGCUACCUACGUGUCGCCGAUGUCUCUUGAAAGACCGAAAGAAAGAAACUAGUUAUGUUGUAUGAGUGUAUUGUAUAAUAAUGCACACAAUGGGUUGAUAAAAAUAUGAAAAACUACUUUUGUAACGUGUCGUGUGUGCACUCUGGAGGAUAUAGCCUUAUAUUAAUA